UCAGGGUAGAUCGUUCACAUGUUACAGCCAAUUGUCCCAAGUCUGUGCCGCAAAUUGCUUCAUGUUUUGCACCCAUCAAAAGCAGGAUGCAGGCACUUUUCAUCCACAUUCACUCGUGUUUUGGGCAGUGGUGCUGCUCCUCGGGACGUGUUCGAACUGCUGGCUCUCGCACAGGUCUGGCGCGUGCAGCUGAACGUCAUCCAUCUGGGUGCAGUGAUUGCGGCUUGCGGUGCCGGGCCGCGAUGGCAUCAAGCUUUGCACUUCAAGGACAGCCUUGUGACGUUGGCAUUGCGCCCCGAUACGGUGCUAUACGGCAGCCUGUUGCACGCCUGCCGCGAGUCUUGGGAGAUAGCAGUGAUGUUGUUGGAGGAGAUGUGCCACGAGCGGAUCAACAGAGAUUUGAUUUGUUUCAAUGCAGCCUUGAGCGCCUUGGCAACUGCUGGACGCUGGCAAGAAGCUCUAAGACUCAUGCGGCGAAUGGAACGCCCUGACGUGGUGAGUUUUACUGCAGCCAUCUCUGCCUGUGGCGCAGCCGCCCAAUGGCGACGUGCCGUAGAUCUUCUCUCGGUUUCCCUUCAUACCUUGACUGAGACCAUUGACACGAGAUGUUUCAACAGCUGCCUGGCUGCUUGCGAAAAUGCCAGCGUGUGGGUCAUGGCACUGGCUUUGUUGGAUCACAUGUCGGGCAGUGACCGUAGUGACCGUAUUGAGCCCAGCGUGGUGAGCUUCAACUCUGCCACGAGUUCCGCCAUGUCCGCCUCGGUGUGGCAGAUGGCACUGUUGCUGUGGCUUCAGAUGCCUAAGCAGAUGAUUCAACCAGAUAUUGUCUCCUUGGGCAUCGCAGUGUCUGCAUGCGAGAAGGGAGCUCAAUGGCAGCUUGCACUGCAUUUCCUACAAAAAAUAGGAUCAUGCAGCGCGCGAGGGACAUUGAGCUGCGAUUUCCGCAGGAAAAUUGGGAGCCAACCAAGAAGGGAGAUGUUUACAUUUUGCCUGCUGAAUGCGGUUUGUCCGAAACGUCAUGCACAUUUCGCUGACUACUGA
This is a messenger RNA of Cladocopium goreaui, 1041 nucleotides long. NCBI's taxonomy places the organism in Eukaryota, Dinophyceae, Suessiales, Symbiodiniaceae. The record is from the annotation of a GenBank genome assembly.